Messenger RNA from Cladocopium goreaui, 1231 nucleotides. Lineage: Eukaryota; Dinophyceae; Suessiales; Symbiodiniaceae. The record is from the annotation of a GenBank genome assembly.
GGGCCCCUUUACGACGUCCGUCGUGGUAAAAAGCGGCCAUGAUUCGCUCCUUGCUGACGCUUUCACCGCUCGUCGUGGUGGUUGCACUCACCACAUGGGGGGUUAACCCCGAGAUGUGGUAUCGCGCCACGACAUCGCUUACAGCUCUGAAAGCCAUUUACACCUUGCCAGAGGAGCAUGUCAGUGAGUUCUUGGACUCCUACAAACUUUUUAGUCAGGAACACGUGACGGGGAAGAACAGGGAAGCAGAGAACACGGUGAACUACUAUAAGGUGCUGAACCAUCUCUGCGCCGUGGGGGAGGUGGAAAAGAUGUACAUCCCGCCUGUGAUGGAUCCUCAGCUCGGCAUUUUCCAAAACCAAGUGAUCUGGGAAGAGAAGGCGGUGGCUGACAAGUUGGACUUGGGCCCCAGCUCCAAGGUCCUGGACGUUGGCUGUGGCCGGGGACGCGUGGCGCACCACAUCGCCAGCUACUCAGGUGCACACGUGACCGGGCUCAACAUCGAUCACACGCAGCUGAAGAUGGCAAGAGAGUAUGCCAACAUCACCGAGAUGAAUCAUCGUUUGAACUUCGUCCAUGGCAACUACAACGACCCCCUGCCUUUUGAAGACGAGACCUUUGAUGCCCUGUACCAGGUACAGGUUUUGACCUACACGGUGGACCCCGUAAAGCUCUUCAAGGAGAUGUACCGAGUCCUAAAGCCUGGUGCCAAGCUCAGCUUUUUGGACUAUGUGCAGCUUCCCGCGUACAACGCGUCGGAUGCCAAGCACAACGAACUUUUGUUGAAGGUGAAACCUGUGUUGGGCGCAGUGUGGACACCCAAACCCACCGACUUUACCGAGCCUCUAGAGAAAGCCGGAUUCAAGAUCUUGCUGAGUGCAGAUGCCUCUGUGGGUGGACACCAGUAUCCUCUGAUUGAAAAGGCGGACUUCUUCUUCACCCGCAUUCGAUGGGUCUUAUCCAUCCUCACCAAGCUGCGCUUGAUCCCACAGCAUUUCAUGACCCUCUUCGAGCGUUUGACAAAGGAUGGUGAGGCCUUCGUUGAAGCAGACAAGAUGGGUUUGUUCACUACUAGUUGGCAGAUCAUCGCGCAGAAGCCGUGAAGCAGACAAUUUACACUUUUGGUUUGUGAAUGAUUAAAAGUCUAAAAAGCUGGUGGAGCGAAGCUUCUUCGCCAAGGCUUUGGCAAUUAGGCAUUGCGGCAUGGCUGUUUUCUGUGGGUAAAACAUGG